AUGGACAUUAUCUGUGACAGUGAAAAUGUUUCUCAAAGUUUUAAGGAGCAACUCAGUUCUUUUAUAUGUCUCUACAAAACAACAAACCACGAGCGAAUAGGCAGGAUGGCAAAACUAGGACAAGCAACCAUAUUUUUGGCUAAAGGAAGUCUUACCAAUGCUGGGCAUCCUAACUCUGACCUUAUGCAUAACAGCGGUGUACCUCUAGAUUCUUUAGAAGAUUUUGGUGGCGAUGGUGAAGAUUAUAGUAUAUUGUUUGCUACAGAUGAGGAAUUUGCAAAAAAGGAUGGUGUUGUUGCUUGGGUGAAAGGCAUGGGUAUGGCAAAUGAUUCGAAGACACAAAUCACUGGGUGUAAAUUUAAGUUAUAUGUGCACUUAGUGGAUGGGAAGUGGCGCAUUCGGGUGUAUCCUGGUGAGUUUGGAAUGCAUAACCACGAGCUGUUUGACGAAGAUCAUCCCACGAAGGGCCUUAGCGAUGGAGAGAAACAGCUUAUACAGGGUAUGUCCAAAGAUGGGUGCAGACCGUGUCAGAUCAUGGCUGCAAUUGAGAGGAUCUUUCCUGAUGAAAAAGUUAACAGACGGCAAGUGUACAAUUUCAGGAAGAAAUUGCGUAAUGAGGGGUUCCCGGUAUUGGGUGAAUCGAGUGCCAUGGAUGUCGCGACGAAGACACUAUCAGUGGCCAAGCAUCAUGGUUACAUCAUCAUGAUAGAUUGCAAUCAGGAGACAGACGUUGUGGAAUCUAAUAAUCAGGAUGAGUACAAUAAAGCUGUUGCCGUAAUAAAUCGUCGUUGGCAGUCUUUUCCGAGAGUUCUUACUUAUAUCCAGAAGACAUGGCUAGUGGUUGACUACAAAUUCAUCAAGGCAUGGACGAAUGCUGUGUUUCAUAUGGGCAACACUACUACAGGUAGGGUGGAGAGCGCGCACAAGCAGUUAAAAACCUGGCUGGAAACAUCCACGGCGUCACUGGAUACACUUUGGGCUAAGGCGCAAGAGUGGAAAGAAGAAACGAAUGACCGAUGCGAUCAUGUGGUGUACUGGACUUGUCGAAUUCCAUGUGCGUGCGUCCUCAAAAAAGCUGCAGAUACCGGCACAUCGAUAACUCUUAAGCAUAUUCACCCAUUCUGGGCGACCCUUAAUAUCGGUGAACAGGCUGGUACGAGUGCUCCUAGCGAUGUGGAUGACGAGGUCCUUUAUACCAGACAGUUGAUGGAAGGGCUGAACGAGUGUCCUAAGGCAGUACAACGUACUGUAAAUAGGGUUCUCCACGAUAUUAUGCAUCCAGACCAGUGUGGGUUCAAACAACCCGAGGAGGUCAAGAGAAGGAAGGGGCGGCCUAAGGGGGCUAAAUCAAAGAAAAAAGCAGAGGCCAACACUCUUGCCCAUGAACAAUCUUCACAGAAAAAAAAGCAACUCCUAAUGUGUGGGAUUACAGGGACGAGGUGCAAGGAAAGUCAACCACAGUUACUAGCGAUUCAAGACAAAAUCUACGGGACGUCCUGCCAGGAAGAAGUCCAUCGUAUACGGUGGAGUGGACAGGGUUUCGCACCUGAGCGCCAUUGGAUGUGUGUGACGGACUUGUUCGUAGUUGCGACUAUGAACAAUGCAAUUGUGUACUAUUACGGUGCAGGGGAAGAGACCCAGUCGCUAAACUCUACAUGUUGGACUAUACUACCUGUCACUGCACGCGGUGAGGCAACAUGUCCGGCAUUUGAGAUUGGGGUAUGUCACCAUGGUAUUUACAAGCACUUCAUUCGGAUCAAUUUGGACGGUGACUUUCCAGUUCCACCGAUCCAUAAUCGGUGGACUAAGGAACAUCAGCCUAGCGUUACUGGUUGGGAAUUACCACUUCUUCCUAGAAUUCAAGAUUGGUAUAGGUUGGUCCCCUCCAAUCAUGGACGUCCUAUCGGGGAUUAUGCUAAUGAUUUCAUUGAUCUUAGUUUCUUAUAUUAG
Molecule: messenger RNA, 1950 nt
Organism: Oldenlandia corymbosa var. corymbosa
Lineage: Eukaryota; Viridiplantae; Streptophyta; Magnoliopsida; Gentianales; Rubiaceae
Source: the annotation of a GenBank genome assembly